Messenger RNA from Capsicum annuum, 1031 nucleotides. Its product is annotated as probable aquaporin TIP1-1. Gene Ontology annotation, biological process: transmembrane transport; water transport. Gene Ontology annotation, molecular function: water channel activity. Lineage: Eukaryota; Viridiplantae; Streptophyta; Magnoliopsida; Solanales; Solanaceae. The record is from RefSeq and is marked provisional. Gene Ontology annotation, cellular component: plant-type vacuole membrane.
UCUAGUUUAUUUCCCCUCUUCAGUUUGGUUGUAGGCGAAAUUUUCUUCAUUUUCAAAUACCAAUAACCAUGCCGAUCCGCCAAAUUGCUAUGGGAAGCCAUGAAGAACUCCGCCAUCCGGGGGCGCUUAAAGCGGCCCUGGCGGAGUUCAUCUCUACCCUGAUCUUCGUUUUCGCAGGUCAGGGUUCUGGCAUGGCGUACAACAAGAUUACCGAUGGCGUCACUACUCCUCCAGGACUCAUUGCUGCCUCUAUAGCACAUGCCUUAGGGUUGUUCGUGGCUGUCGCUGUUGGUGCUAACAUCUCCGGUGGUCAUGUUAACCCUGCUGUUACUUUCGGUGCUUUCGUUGGUGGAAACAUCACCUUUUUCAGGGGACUUCUGUACAUCAUUGCACAGUUGCUUGGCUCCACUGCUGCCUGUGCCCUCCUUGUAUUCGCCACUGGUGGCAUGAGCACCGGAUCAUUUGCAGUGUCAGGUGUAACAGUAUGGAGCGCCCUUGUGUUCGAGAUAGUGAUGACCUUCGGUCUUGUUUACACAGUUUAUGCAACUGCAGUUGACCCAAAGAAGGGAGAUUUGGGAGUAAUUGCACCAAUUGCAAUUGGUUUCAUUGUUGGUGCCAACAUUCUAGCUGGUGGGGCAUUUACUGGAGCAUCAAUGAACCCAGCUGUUUCAUUUGGGCCAUCAUUGGUUAGCUGGACCUGGACCAACCAAUGGGUAUACUGGGCUGGACCACUUAUUGGUGGUGGGCUUGCUGGAUUUAUCUAUGAAUUCGUCUUCAUCAGCCACACUCAUGAGCAAAUCCCAAGUGGAGGAGAUUUUUAAGAAUGUGAAAUUUCAUCUCAACUUGUUGUUUAAUUUUCUCUUUUUUUGUAAACUUCUUGCUUGUUUGUGUUCUCUAUUGUUUAAUGGGCACUGUUGAAUUGUACUUUUGUAUUCGGAAGGCUUUUGUUAUUUAUUUUCUCCAUUUUGUUGGUGGUAAAUAAGGUAUUUUGAAUUUUCCAAAAAUAUUGCAUCCAUUAUGUCUUGAUCUUU